CCUACUCGCGAAGUCAGCAGCUUAGGGUUUGGUUGACGCUGCCUGCCGUGGCGCGCGGCGGCACCGCACCGAUCUCCUCUCCCGCAAAUCGCCUUCGUCCGAUUCAAAUCGAAGCUGUAAAUAGAGCCGCGGUCGCCAUUGCUGGCCCCGACCUCUCGUGGAGGAGGUGAAAUUCCAGCCCCGUGGUAGUACUAUGUCGACGGCUUCAGCGGAUAAACGGAAGGGCUCUCCCGGUCAACAGGACGAUGAUCCCCAGGCCCAAGGCCGCAAACGAUUGAGAUCUUCAGUACCGGAUCUUCCAAAGGACAUCUGGCAUCAUAUACUGUCCCUUCUGCCACUGCCAGAUGCUGCGCGAGCUGGCUGUGUGUCUCAAACAUUUCGAAGCUCCUGGAGAUCCCAUCCUAACCUCACCUUAAGUAUGGAAACGCUGCGCCUGGAUGGACAUACAUGCAGAGAAGAUAAACUGGCACGGGUUUUCACCAAGAGAGUCAACCGCAUCAUGAGAAAACACUCUGGCGGCGUGAGGACAUUCAACCUUAGUUAUAAUUACCUUCGUUCUUUUCUGGACACCAGUUAUCUCAACAGGUGGCUUGAGAUUGCUGUUACUCCGGGGAUUGAAGAGGUCAAACUUUCAAUGCCUCUAGGACGCACCGCGGUUUAUUACGAGUUCCCAUGCCCGGUUUUAUCCAACGGGAAUGGAAACUCGAUUCGACAUCUUCACCUCAGCCGUUGCGCCUUCCAUCCCACGGCCGGGCUUGGUUGCUUGACAAGGCUGUUUCUGUUGGAGGUGCGCAUCAUGGGAGGAUGAGUUAGGGCAUCUUCUGUCCAGUUCUCUUGCUAUGGAAGAGUUGUGUCUCAAUAGUUGUGAUAAGAUAAUUCGCCUCAAGAUAUCUUGCCUGCUAAAUCGGUUCAGCUGCCUGUCAGUGUUUCAUUGCAAGUCUCUGGAAGUGAUAGAGAAUAGAGCUCCAAAUCUUUGCUUUGUUCGCAUUGAUGGCGCCGUAGAGAAACUUCCGGUUGGAGAUUUAUUGCAAAUGAAGAGACUGCACAUGUUGGAUUACUACGAAUCUGACCUUGUUCAUGAUGCUCGUUCCAAGCUUCCAUCAUUAUGCCAAAUCUUGAAACCCUCAACCUAUCUUCGGCUGGAUUGAUGUUCAAUACGCCAAUUUUAGCUGUCAAAUUCCUCUUCCUGAAGAACCUGCAGAUUGAUCUUAAUGAUGGACAGACGGGGGGCUUUUCCCCAUCCUAUGAUUAUUUUUCUCUAGCUUAUUUCCUGGAUGCUUGUCCUGUUCUGGAGAAAUUUGUCUUGGGUGUAUCACAAACUCGAGUAAAGCAUGAAUUGAUUUCUGAUGGAGACUCGAACAUGAGACGGAUGCCAGGACAUGUCCAUUGCAGCGUCAAGAAUGUCAGGAUAAUGGGCUUCUGCUCUGCAAAGAGCAUGGUCGAACUAACCUGCCAUAUUCUUGAGAAUGCAACCUCGCUCGAGCGCCUUACGUUGGACGCCGAAUACGACAAUAGUAGUUAUGGAGACGCUGAAAGGUCUUGUGUCGGGAAAAAAGGUGAAUGCAACCCGAAAAGCAGGAGUAUGAUCAUGCACGCCCACAAAGGGCUGGAGGUUAUUGGUAAAUAUGUCUUGGAGAAAGUUCCCUCCACGGUUCAGUUGAGUGUAAAGAAGCUCUGCAGCCGUUGCCAUAAAAUCAAGCCCAAGGGGUUUAGGUAUGAGUAUCGGACUACCAAUCCAUAGCGUCCUAUCGGGCGUUGAAUGGGAGCUUUCCCAUGAGAACGUGCGUCGUACCCUGGUCGUAGUUAGUCUUAGUUAAUUUUGAUUUGUUUCCUAGUAUCUGCUUCUUAGAAUCACGUCCGGUCUCCUUUUCAAGAACAAACCAGGCUGUUUUGAAAAUAAUUUGGUAAAUUAUCUUU
Triticum aestivum (bread wheat) is the source of this 1917-nucleotide messenger RNA. RefSeq lists its product as uncharacterized. The coding region runs from base 1106 to 1741 and encodes 211 amino acids. The record is from RefSeq and is a predicted model, not a curated record. Lineage: Eukaryota; Viridiplantae; Streptophyta; Magnoliopsida; Poales; Poaceae. The transcript is spliced from 5 exons.